This is a messenger RNA of Angiostrongylus costaricensis, 876 nucleotides long. NCBI's taxonomy places the organism in Eukaryota, Metazoa, Nematoda, Chromadorea, Rhabditida, Metastrongylidae. The record is from the annotation of a GenBank genome assembly.
AUGUCUGGGGUUGAUCGUUUGUUCGAUGUGAAGAACUUGUUCUUUCUCGGACAGUACCAGCAAUGCAUUCUCGAGGCACAGAAACUAAACACUAAGGUUGAAGAGGAGAAGGUUGCCAAAGAUGUGUUCAUGUAUCGUUCAUACAUUGCUCAAGGGAAGGCUUCCCUGGUGCUGAACGAGAUUUCGGAGCGUACUGACAAUCCAUCCUUGAAGGCAGUACGCCGCCUUGCCGAGUACCAGAAUGCAGCCGAUAAGCAGCGCAUCGCGAAACAAAUCCAAGAGGAAGUUUCUGAAGGGACAAGCCCUACUGAUGACACUUCAUACAUUGUAGCUGCCUUGAUUUUGAACGAAGAGAACAAUCCAGAUGAUGCAAUGCGUAUUUUAUCAAAGAGUGACUCACUAGAAGCUCAUUCUGCCACGGUCUUCACUUUACUUCAAAUGGACCGUGUUGAUUUGGCUGCGAAGGAAUUGAAAAAGAUGAAUGACAUUGACGAAGAUGCCACCUUGACACAGCUCGCCCUUGCAUGGGUUAAUAUGACUGUGGGCAAGGAUAAAUUAAAAGAUGCCUACUAUAUUUAUCAAGAAAUGAUAGACAAGUAUGGCCAAAGUCCGAGACUUCUUAUCUGUCAGUCUGCCGUUCUCAUUCUCCAGGGGAAAUAUAAAGAUGCUGAGGCUUUGUUACACGAGGCUCAAUUACGAGAUGCCAACAAUUGUGAAGCUCUUGUGAACCUAGUUGCACUUAGCCAGUUCCUUGGAAAAGACAGCGAGGUAAUGAAGCGAUAUAUUUCUCAACUGCGUGAUAUUAAUCCAAAUCAUCCGUGGGUGAAGGAUCUGAAGGCGAAGGAAAAUUUAUUUGAUGAACUUGUUGCCGCUUAA